AUGUCUACAGUUUUCAGAUCAAUAGUGAAAACUGCUUUAGGUGUUGUAGCCAGGAGAUCAUAUGCAACUCAAGCUACUUCAGCUCGAAUAAACCGCAAAGUCGACUACGAGAAGACACCAAUUCUGUACAAGACCGAGAAGGUUGCCCGCGAUGCUUACGGGUUGGGGUCGGACGGUGCACUCGAAUGGCAGAACUUGAAUCAAGCAGUGUGUAAUGCGAUGCACCACGCCUUGAAGACUGAUGACAAUGUUAUCCUCUUUGGAGAAGACGUUGCCUUUGGAGGAGUCUUUAGAUGUUCAAAAGGCCUUGCUGACGAGUUCGGUGGCACGCGAGUGUUCAACACUCCUCUGACGGAGCAAGGCAUUGCUGGCUUCGGAAUUGGAUGUGCUGCCCAAGGGAUGAAACCAAUUGCCGAGAUACAAUUUGCCGACUACGUGUUUCCAGCCUUUGACCAGAUAGUCAAUGAAGCCGCAAAAUUCAGGUAUCGAGAAGGAGGUACUUCUCAGCACUGCGGUGGCUUGGUUAUUAGAAUGCCUUGCGGAAGCGUUGGCCAUGGGGCUUUGUAUCACUCGCAAAGCCCAGAAUCACUGUUUACACACGUACCAGGUGUCAGAGUGGUCAUGCCGAGGUCACCUUCUCAAGCAAAGGGGAUGCUCAUCAGCUCAAUACUCAACUGCAAUGAUCCCGUCAUCUUCAUGGAGCCGAAGACCCUGUAUAGAGCGGCUGAGGAGUUUGUACCUCGUGAUGCAUUCAGCCUGCCGCUGGACAAAGCGGAAAUCUUGAAGGAAGGCACGGACCUGACAGUCAUAUCUUAUGGUCAGCCACUAUACCUCUGUUCGGAAGCUAUACAAUCACUGGAGAAGGAGAUCAAAGGAUUGAGCAUCGAAUUGGUUGAUCUAAGAGCAAUUUAUCCUUGGGAUCGCGAGACUGUAUUGAAAAGCGUUAACAAGACUGGUCGAGCUGUGAUAGUGCACGAAAGUAUGCUCAAUGCUGGUGUUGGUGCGGAGAUGGCUGCAAGCAUUCAAGAAGGCUCUUUCUUGCACCUGGAAGCGCCUGUGGCUAGGGUGACCGGCUGGGAUGUUCAUCCCGGAUUGGUGUUCGAAAAGUACAAUAUUCCGGAUGUUCUGAGGAUCUACGAUACCAUAAAACGGACACUGAACUACUAA
Lithohypha guttulata is the source of this 1167-nucleotide messenger RNA. RefSeq lists its product as uncharacterized. The transcript has a single exon. Gene Ontology annotation, biological process: branched-chain amino acid catabolic process; response to nutrient. Gene Ontology annotation, molecular function: catalytic activity. The record is from RefSeq and is a predicted model, not a curated record. The coding region runs from base 1 to 1167 and encodes 388 amino acids. NCBI's taxonomy places the organism in Eukaryota, Fungi, Ascomycota, Eurotiomycetes, Chaetothyriales, Trichomeriaceae.